GUUCCAAACCUUAUUGAUCCGUUGAAUGCAGCAUCGGCAAGUGCAUUGAUUCAAUUUGGACUCCGUACAGCAGGAGCAAUCGCAUGGCUCAUCCUCGUCGUUUCUUCCUGUUCUUUCCGCAUCGCAACAUGGGCAUUGGCACCAGGCUGCCAAAAGGCAGCAUGUGCACUCAUACUGCAUUUUGAAUGACAAGUAUCACCUAUGGACAGCAAAGCAGUAAUUUACAAUACAGUAAUUUGACUUUGAAUAUGAAUGAUUUCUGUAUCAACUACGUUGAAGUUCUGCCUCUACCCACACCCGAGCAAGCGGCGGGAAACUCAUGCACCAAUCCUGAACGAGCGUGUUCUAUCCGCUACGCAUGUUUGUUUGUUGGUUCAAUUAAAUUUCGAUGUUUUGUAACAAAUUACAGUUUCUUAGAUGUGAAACAUUUAUUCUUGAAAAGAGAUUCGUUAUUAUAUUUUACUGCCUCUUUAAAAUGUCUCAUAACUGAAUGAAAUUAAAAGAUUGACGUUUCCGACAUCGCCCGGCCCGGCCUUUCAGACUAAGCAGCUAAAAGUAUUUUACUGCUUAGUUGUUAACAGCCGUAUGUUCUGGCAUGAGUAAGAAAGUUUACUUAACAUGUCAGUCUAUCUAUUUUUUACUUGAAUGUACAGCCAGUCGCCAGUGAGAUCACAUUGAAGCUUAGCUACCUAAUUCCGACACGGAUCCAUCGGACUACACGAGGAUUGCCUCCAACUACAACUACGACAACGCUCCACCAUCCACCCACCACCUUUCUUCUUCAUCCUCCUUCCUCAGCGAGCGGUUGCGUGUUCCUCAAGAAAGGUGAAGCCUGUAAUCAUGUUCAAUAAAAGUAAAGCUUCGACCAAGAGGCAUAGUGCCCCUUCUGCUGCCGUGAGUACCCUUAUAUUGUACUUCUACUUUACCUUUUCAAUAAAUUGACUCCGUAGGAGGUUAUCUUGAGCCGCCCACGUUACACAACCCACAACCGUAACCAGAGUUGGGUAGUUAUGUAUGCCGUAACUCUUGAGUGGGUGUCACUCUGUCAAAAAAUAUACAUUGUUUACUAAUCGGUAUGUCCCUGUGCGACCUGUAGUGCAAAAGACAGCAUUAGAACUCUGAAACUUAAGAUUGAGGGAGUGAGACGCCUCGGCUCAUUCAUUCUCAUUGGCAGUCCAAUGCAUGGCACGUGUUCCUUAAUUUAUUCCAUUCAUUCAGUUAUUCAUUUUGGAAGUCAAACUAUUGUCUUGCAGCUUUCAACUUCUUUGGAUGCUAGCUUAAUAUGUAGUUUUUUUGGCUCCUGUGAAGUUCUAUAUGUUGUUAAAGCUCCGUAAUCUUACAAGAGCUCUAUAGAUGCAACAAAUUAAUGCGGAAAGAGAGUAACUGCAAUGUAACAUGUCGGCACCUUAUAUCAUCCUGGUAAUGCUUUGCUUGUUUCAGGCGGGAAGUCAGGCGCAGCUUAUGAUGAUGCCGACGCCUCCAGGAGCGCCGGCAGUAUUCUAUCAGUGGGCUCCGCAGCCCUCUUCUUCUCAAGGGGGACCGAUGUAUGUCCAGCCAAAUUUCGUACCAGCACCGCCUACACCAGCACCCAAGCCAUGGGAAGAUUCAUCGGACGACUCUGAUAUGGAGCCUCCCAAAACAAAGAAGAAGUUGAAGUCUGAAGCAUCUUCACUUGGAAAGAAACGUGGUCGGCCCACGAAAAAAUCCUUAGAGGAUAAGAAGAGAGAAGAAUUUCUUGCGAGUCUCCCUCAACUACCAGAAGGAGAAGACCAAAUGCUUGGGUACAAGAAAAAGGGAGUCUGCAAGGCCUGCCAGUUGUAUAAGGGACUAGUGGCUCUUAAGCCUUGCGGCCAUGCGAAGAUUUGUAUUUCUUGUGUCCGGGACGUCAGGGAGAGUGCUGAGAAAAUGUUCAGGCAUUCUAAGUGCCCAGUAACUGGAUGCUUUGCCCAGAUUACUGAUUGGCUACCUUUAUUUAAUGUAAGUGCCUAGUUUCAUAUUAUUUUGUUCUCAAGCUUUCU
Frankliniella occidentalis (western flower thrips) is the source of this 2018-nucleotide messenger RNA. RefSeq lists its product as uncharacterized. The coding region runs from base 1396 to 1989 and encodes 197 amino acids. The transcript has 4 exons. NCBI's taxonomy places the organism in Eukaryota, Metazoa, Arthropoda, Insecta, Thysanoptera, Thripidae. The record is from RefSeq and is a predicted model, not a curated record.